AUGAGAUUCUCGAUCCUCGCUCUGUUCGCCUUGGCCUCGGCUGCCUUGGCCCAGGAGAGUACCAGUCAGGAUCCGGGUCCGUCCCCCACUGCAUCUGUCGGGUGUGAGCCGCACGGAGACCACUGGCACUGCGAUGGUCCCGCAUCAACAUCAGAGACCGCCACCCCAGCAGUUCCAAGCCCAACCGAAUCUGUAGGCUGCGAGCCGCACGGCGACCACUGGCAUUGCGACGGCCCCGCCUCGACCACCGCCUCGGCCACAACUACGGGCACGCAAUCACACACGGAUGAGGCCGAUGCCACCGCAACUCCAACUAAGCCCAGUCCAACUGAGUCGGUUGGUUGUGAGCCUCACGGCGACCAUUGGCACUGUGACGGCCCUGCUGAGACGGGGGCCUCGACAUCGGGUGGCAGCAGCUCGACUGGCAGCAGCACAAGCACUGCUGCAGCUGCUUCAGGUACCGGAUCGACUGAGGACAAUGCGGCCGGGGACGUGGGUGUUCGACUUGGCGUUGCGGUCGGGUUGGCGCUGGGAGUUGCGGCAUUGCAACUUUGA
This is a messenger RNA of Aspergillus oryzae RIB40, 555 nucleotides long. RefSeq lists its product as uncharacterized. The transcript has 2 exons. NCBI's taxonomy places the organism in Eukaryota, Fungi, Ascomycota, Eurotiomycetes, Eurotiales, Aspergillaceae. The record is from RefSeq and is a predicted model, not a curated record. The coding region runs from base 1 to 555 and encodes 184 amino acids.